Messenger RNA from Tripterygium wilfordii, 2672 nucleotides. Its product is annotated as protein PSK SIMULATOR 2-like. Bases 251 to 2113 code for a protein of 620 amino acids. Gene Ontology annotation, biological process: positive regulation of growth. The transcript has 14 exons. NCBI's taxonomy places the organism in Eukaryota, Viridiplantae, Streptophyta, Magnoliopsida, Celastrales, Celastraceae. The record is from RefSeq and is a predicted model, not a curated record.
AUAACUUUACACACCAGAGACGCAAAGGAAGGCAGAGAGAUUAAAAAAGAAAAAACAGAAAAAUCAAGAAAGGCCGAAGAAUGGUCAAUCGCUCCGUCAACAUUGACAUUCAUUCCAUACAUACCAAACCAUAUCUUCUUCUUCUUCAUUCCUGCACGAAACACGUUUAAUCGUCCUCUCUCUGUGUGAUUCCUAGAUUUCUAUCCGAAGCUGUGAUUUGGCGUGUUCGUGGAUUGAUUUGGCUGUACAAAUGGGAGCUGUUUGUUCUGGCGGGAUCUCAGAGCCUACCAGAAGGCUUGGGAAGAAGGAUUUGGGGUUUUCUGGGAAGUUGAAGUCGACGAAGAGCUUUACUAAGACGAAAGAGAUUUCUCAUCCGAAUUCCAAUGUCGAUCGUGUCGGUAAGACGCCUUUCACUUAUGAUUCUGGUGAGUUGCAAUUUUCGAGGGAAUCGAAGCCAUCGACGCUGGGCAGGACCAAGGCCGCCUAUAAGAGCUCAUUUCUGGGAAGAGCUGGCACUGUUGGACUGGAAGUUCUAGACACUCUUGGAAGUAGCAUGUCCAACUUGAACACCAACAGUGGGUUUAUUUCUGGCAUGGCUUCUAGAGGGAAUAAAAUAUCCAUGUUGUCAUUUGAAGUAGCUAAUACGAUAGCCAAAGGUGCGAACUUGUUUCGUUCUCUUUCAGAAGAAAAUAUCCAGUUUCUGAAGAAAGAGAUAUUGCCUUCAGAAGGAGUACAACUAUUAGUGUCGGCAGAUAUAAAGAAGUUGCUAAGUAUUGCUGCUUCUGAUAAAAGGGAGGAACUUGAAAUUUUCUCAAGGGAAGUGAUCAGGUUUGGAGAUCUAUGUAAAGACCCUCAAUGGCACAACCUCGGUCGAUAUUUCUCAAACUUGGAUUUAGACAAUUCAGUCGAUGAACAGUUUAAAAUUGAGGCGGAAAUGAAAAUGAAAGAUUUGACCACCCUUGCUCAGCUUACUUCUGAAUUGUAUCAUGAGUUACAUGCUCUGGACCGAUUCGAGCAAGAUUUUCAGCGGAAAAUUGAGGAAAUGGAUGCCUCACAGCUCCCUCGAAGAGGAGAAAGUCUCAUGAUCUUACAAAGUGAGCUGAAACGACAAAGAAAGCUUGUAAGGAGCUUGAAAAAGAAGUGUCUUUGGUAUAGAAGUUUGGAGGAGAUUGUGGAGAAACUUGUUGAUAUUGUCACCUAUAUACAUCUAGCUAUCGUGGAAGCAUUUGGGGCUGAUGGUACCACAUUGGUCAAUGAAGAGCCCAGGAAGACUUCUCAGAGGUUAGGGGUAGCUGGUCUUGCAUUGCACUAUGCUAAUGUCAUCAAUCAGAUAGAUAACAUUGCAUCUCGCCCAGCCUCCCUUCCUUCUAAUACGAGGGACACAAUGUAUCAUGCUUUGCCUGACAGUGUUAAGAAAGCCCUACGAUCAAGAUUGCAGAACGUUAAUGCCGCAGAAGAGCUCUCAGUUGCUCAGGUGAAACAUGAAAUGGAAAAGACUCUGCAGUGGCUUGUACCUGUUGCCACAAACACAACCAAAGCACAUCAAGGUUUUGGGUGGGUUGGAGAAUGGGCAAACACUGGAAAUGAUAACACUGAUAACAACCUCAUCCGCCUCCAGACACUUUAUCAUGCAGAUAAGCAAAAGGUUGACCACUACAUUCUUGAAUUGGUGACAUGGCUUCACUGUUUGAUAAGCUUAGUUAGACAAAGGGAUCACGGUUUCAAAGCUUUGCCUGUUCGGUCUCCAACUCCUAAAGGACCGUUUUUCAACAACAAGAUGCAGCGAUAUUUAUCUUUCAAUCACGGCCAAACCCACAAAAUUCUACUCUCUCAAGAAGAUGUUAAUUUGUUGGACAAGACAAGUGGGAGGAGAUCCGUUCCAGGAAUAAGCAAAAGUCAGGAUUUUACUGUGACCACAAAGAGAGGUGGCAGAGUUUGGGCAUCGAGCAGGAGCACUGGAAGCUCGCCUACUAGGGAGUUGGGUGCUAGACUGCGUUGGGGACAUCCACAUAGCAACAUUUUGGAUGUUAUGGAUGGCUGUGUAAGAAAAGGAUCUCCAGUACUUGCUGCUGGCUGCUGGCUGCUGCCAUUUUCCAAAAACGAGCUUCCAUGAGAUUUGGCAGCUCCUCCCAAAGUGAAGACAGGAGAGCUUGUGUCAUUCUGACUCUUCUCUUCUUCCUUUCCUUAAAGAGUCGACGUGCAAGUUUUAGUGGGAUAUGAUGAGUGGAUAUUUCUCGCAUAUGUAUGAUGGCUGCGAAAGUUGAGUCCAGAAAUGGCUUCACAAGACGAUUCACGUCAAGGUAACCACAAGUUCCCUGCAGCACCCGACCACAACCAUUGGUUUGGUUUGGUUCUUGGCAGUGACUCGAACAGAGUAAGAUUGGAACGAACAUGAAUGUCCAAAUUAAUCAUAAUAUUGUUUUAGACAUGGUCCAUGGUCCUUUCUCGUAGACACCAUCAUUGCAUCAAAAUUCUAUCAAGCUUGCAAUCACAGCAAAGUGGGUUUCCUUUAUCGAAACUCCCACCAAACACAUUGCUCAAGUUCACAGCAAAGUAAAGGCUUUCUUUUAUUUAUUUUUUCUUUUUAUAAGUUGUCUCUUUUUUUUUAAUCGAAAACGACUAUGUAACCAUGACCUUUAGAUUUUCGAUAUAUGACCUUCAGAUUUUCAAUA